AUGUCCUUGUUACAUGCCAAGCAUGAGAAGUUUUUCAAUAGGUGUCUAACCGCAUUGCCUUCUGGAGCAGCGUCGGAGGAUUCAAAUAAAUUGGCCAUUAUUUUCUUUUGUCUACAAGGACUUCAACUUUUGAAGAAAUUGAACUUCAGCAAAGAGGAGUGUCAGUAUCACGAGAACUACAUCUGGGAUCUGUUUUAUAUUGAAAAAGAGUCAUAUGCCACAUAUAGGUCAACGCUGUAUUUCAGUAAUGCUGGAGAGGAGUACGAUUACGGCAACAUAUCCGCUUGCUUUUUCGCAUUGGCGAGCUUGGUAACUUUACGAUCAGAUCUCAAGCGAUUGAAUAGAACAAAAAUUAUCAAAUAUUUGCAAAAGUGUCAAGUCAAUGACGGGCCUGACAAGGGGGGCUUUGUACCGUUUUUUAACGAAUAUGGCUUUGGAGAACCCGAUCUAAGACAAUGCUAUAUGGCUUUGCUCAUACGAAAAUUGCUUCUCUCUAGGGGAGAUGUUCAAGAGGAUAUCGAUCUAGAAUCACUACAGAAAUUUAUUCUAAGCAGGUUGAGCUUAAAUGGGGGAUUUAGCUCUAGGGUACUAGACGAAGCACAUCUAGGUUUCACGUUCUGCGCCAUCGCAUCGCUUAAACUUCUAGGGUACCCUGUGAAGGACCUCGCAAAUACUCGAAAUUGGCUACUACAUAGGCAGAUCAGUUACCCUGAACUGCUAUUUUCAGAUAUCGAUUAUGAUUAUUUUAAAGAUCUGGAUACUGGUGGCUUUAAUGGAAGGGAGAACAAACUUGGGGACACUUGUUACUCUUGGUGGUGCAGUGGCAGCUUAUACUUGAUGAACCCUAAAAGCAUAUCACUUCUAGAUAUACCUCAAGCAGAGAACUUUCUUUUGAACUGUACUCAGAAUACCAUACUAGGUGGAUUUUCUUCAACAUCGGAAGCAACGCCGGAUCCUAUGCAUUCAUGCUUAGCACUUGCAAGCUUGUCACUUUGGGAUUACGAAAAGUACAACUUGGAUGAAAUUGAACCGGCAUUUGUGAUGUCGAAAAAGCAGUUAGAUCUGUAUACUCUUCCAAAGUAA
Messenger RNA from Lodderomyces margitis, 1083 nucleotides. RefSeq names its product protein geranylgeranyltransferase type I subunit (gene CDC43). Gene Ontology annotation, biological process: protein geranylgeranylation. The record is from RefSeq and is a predicted model, not a curated record. The transcript has a single exon. Gene Ontology annotation, cellular component: CAAX-protein geranylgeranyltransferase complex. Gene Ontology annotation, molecular function: CAAX-protein geranylgeranyltransferase activity. Bases 1 to 1083 code for a protein of 360 amino acids. Lineage: Eukaryota; Fungi; Ascomycota; Pichiomycetes; Serinales; Debaryomycetaceae.